AUGCUCUUCUCCAAGCCCAUUGUCGCCCUUGCCGGUCUUCUUUCCUCCACUACCCUUGCAAGGGUCCAAUCCCUUGAGACCGUCUACCUGGUCAACUGCGGGACUUCGUACUCCGACAUGGACUACUACGCCGAAUGCCACACCAGCUUCGCCGGCUCCUGGCCUAAAGAGCAGUGCAAGGUGUCUGGCAGCGAGCAGGACUUCCGUCUGUUGUUAUAA
This is a messenger RNA of Didymosphaeria variabile, 219 nucleotides long. RefSeq lists its product as uncharacterized. The transcript has 2 exons. NCBI's taxonomy places the organism in Eukaryota, Fungi, Ascomycota, Dothideomycetes, Pleosporales, Didymosphaeriaceae. Bases 1 to 219 code for a protein of 72 amino acids. The record is from RefSeq and is a predicted model, not a curated record.